GGAGAGAGAGAAGGGGUUGGAAAGGUGGGGGAGAGCCGGGGAGGGAGAGGAGGUGGAAGGAAGGAGAAGGACGGAGAAUGUCUGUCGUGGCGGUAGUAGCAUAUACGGUGGUUUAACUCGCGGGGAAAACUCUGAGAGCACGAGCUCGCGAUCCUCAGUCGCGUGUGACACGCGGCCUUAGGUAGUCGUGCUGCUCUUGAAUCGUCUCGUUUGCGUGGCCGCCUUCGUGAUCGCGAUCGCGUUCGAGGAUCCUUCCCUCGACGUGUAAUAUCGGUUGGAAAUCUCGAAUAGCUUUGGUAUUUUCGCGUUUGAUUCGUGCUGGAUCUUUUUUUUUUUUUUAAGAUCGUAGGAUCGUUGAUAUUUUUUUUAUAAUCUUUCGAAUAAUAUCGAAUAAUUGGAAGAUUAUUCGGGAUUAUAAUAUCAUAUCGAACGUUCUGGAAUUUUUAUUUUCGUCGAGACGAGAUUGGAGGAAAUUUGUUGUUAGAUUCGGUGAUUUUGAAAUCAAGAUCGAAUUUUAUUUCUUUAUUCGUGAAAAUUUGGUGAAGAUUGGAUUUUAUGCGUGGAUUCGAAUCUCUUAUUCGCAUUUCAGUGAUUGCUCGGGAAAAUGUAAAUCGCGUGUAUUCUUUGAUUUUGCGAGUUUCACGAAGAUCGUAGAUCAUUCCCGAGUUUUAAAAAUUAAUAUUUCUAUGGAAAUAGAGAUCGUGAAUCGGCAGUGUUAAAUUUCAUCUCGAAGUUUGAAUUUUCAAGGAUGGAAAUCUAAAGUAUUUGAAUCUAAGGAGUUUGUCGUGAGAAACCUGUGACCGAAGUGCAAAGUUUCCUGGAUCUUAAAGACAUUUGAAUAUUGACUUCGACUGUGAAGAUUUCGCUUCUAAAAUCGGCGAGUGAUCGUAGACGAUUCGAAAUAGAAGCGCAGUUUAAUCCAAUGAAAUUUACAUAAGUUUACUCCUACGAAUUUUGAAGACUUCUAAUCGCCGAAAAUAGGAUCUAUUAUUAUCAUUGUCGUUUGACAAACGUACGAUUUAUCGUUUACUCGAAAUUCAAUGUUAAAAACGAAUCUCAGAAAAUUGAAAUUCUCCGAAACCUUUGAUCGCUGCGAUCGAUAGUCUAUUCACAGUGUUUAAUUUAAAUAGAUACCGAUCUAUUUAAAUUAAAGUUGUAAUUAAAUACCAAACUACGUUUGAAACUUUUACUUAAAGUAAAUCUCAAAAAUUUUCUCAUUCAAAUACUAAUCUAUUUAGAUUAAUAUUUAAAAUUCCAAUUUACUUUUACUUUAGAGAUUAAGAAAUUAACUAAGAAUAGCAUUUUCGUCCAAUACACACACACACAUAUAUAUGUAUAUAAUUAUACGUGUAAAAUUUUAAAACUUCCGAAAAACUUCUACGUUUCAAGAAUCCAUCACGGAAAAUGUACUGCCUAAACGAAAACCAUAAUUCGUUGCAAUUUUACCAACGGGAUCUUGCCCAACUUCUCCGCCUCGACAAACUUUUCCAUUAACAAGACGAGAACAAAGACCAGCGUCCAUGCAUCCGUGAGAAAAGUGUUGCAAAUCCUCCAUGCACGUUCCAUUAUACCGCUUGAUUCGUAGGAAAAGUCAUUAUCAACAGUUUCGAUCGCAGUUCGAACGCAACACGUUUGACCCCCAUUGGAAAUCGAUAUAAGGAUCGAGGAUAAAGAGAUUAUAAAUCCCACGUAGACGAUGAAUAUUUCAUGGGAGGCGAGGUAAAACGAUAUCCUCUCCAAGGAUUUAUAACGAUGCGUGUGAAUGGACUGGAUGGAAUCGUUUCGAGACGUUUGACGAGAGUACCUGGUGAAACAGGAAGCGGAGGAUGCAGGUACGUUCUGGUGGAAAGCGUAAUCUAGAUGUGUGUAGGAGCGAUAUGUUGAGAGGGAUUUUUCUCUCUUUUGUAGAGAGAGAGAGGGAGAGAGAGAAAAUUCGUUGAAAUUUUGAGAUACUUUGAUUGAUAGAAAAUUUUGUAUAUAGAGACUUGAAUCGAGACUUGAAUUGGUUAAUGAUAAUUACGACGGUAAAUAAGGGAGAUUAAGUAUUCGAAGAGGAAAGUGACAACUGCGGAGGAUGAAGAAGAAAUACACCAAAAGGGGAAAUGGUGGAUUUUGGAUACGUGAUAAAAGAUUAGCAGUGAUAUUAUAGAAACUAUCUUAUUUCCAUUAUACAUCUUAGAGAGAUUAAAUAAAGACUGAAAUUGAGUUGGAAGAAUUUGAUUACGACAAUAAUAAACAAUAAUAAAUAACAAAUGAUCUGUUGUUAGAACUGAGAAUAUCUCAUAUUUAAUAAACAAAAGAGCAUUACAUAACGAAACUCUUUCGAAAUAUACUGGAGCUUCCAUCAGAGAGAAUUCCCCUCAUCGAAAAUUCUAAAUCCAGUCAGGGAGGGUGAUCGAUGGGGAAGUAAAGAUACGACGAUAAAUCUUUUGAUCCAGGUAAAACAGAGGACAACGGAAGUGGAGGACGCGUACAAGAGGAGUUACAUUCGAAACUGGAAUGGAAGCUGCAAUCUGGACGUUUGAUAAACGACAGAGCUAGCAACGUUUCCACGGAAACGAGUCUUGCUUGCAUUUCCAAAAAAAGAAAGAAAGAAAGAAAGAAACCUCGUCGAACAAAAGAAAACUAAAAUUCAAAACACUUGCAUCGAAGAUAUCUUCCCUUCCUAAAUAUUCUAAACCGAAACGGAAUACAAUCAACGUUGAAAUCAAGUCAAAUCGCGAUAAGAUCCGUGAGCCUCGAAGCGGAAACGGCAUUCGAAGAGCGAACUAACGAAGUAAGAAAAGAAAAAAAAAAAGUGGAAGGAGAUCGAAGCUUUUUCCAGAUAUUCCACGACUUCUCGAGCGAAUCUUUAAUCGAGGAAGAAGCUGGAAUCUCGAGGAAUCGAGAGAUCGAGCGGGCUCGAAGAAAUCCCUCCUCGACUCGAAUGGACAAUAAUAUUCGUUAUCAAGCGUGUCUCUGUCACGUUUCGAUCGUGGUUAAACCGAUGGUGAACGACGAAGCGUGACCAGGUGCCGGAAGUUCUCUCCACGUCACUUUCGCCAACCAAUUGAGCAACCAACUAUCUCGCGGAACAUGACACGCUCCACGAAUCCGUGAUCACGAUGGAAAUAAUAUUUGGUAGCGGGAUUUGGUGGCAAUCUGUGCCGUUUCUUUGAGAAAAUCACGCUUGUUGGAGGAGGGAGCGGAAGUGGAGGAUGCUCGAUAUCGCGAGUCGCAGUGUGCACGGAUAAAUACCAUACAUUUUGGGAGAACGGUGAUCUCGUUUCGUUUUUCUAGGUUAAAAGGUGAAAGAAGAGGUAGAAAGAAUCAUGAGGGAUAAAUUUGCAUUCAGCUCGGGGGUGCCGGACAUGCACGAGACCCUGUCCAGUUUUUCGGAACAGUUCAGGGACGGGCCGACGAAGCCGGAAAUAAAGCCGGAAGCAGGUAAGGAGACGGAGAGGACGGUGGAGCCGAAGUGCGGUUGGUUCUGGUUCAGACCCAAAUAUUUGCAGCGAUUUCGAACCGCGAAAUGGGCGCUCUUCUGGUUAUGCUGGACAGGUGCGAUGCAAGGGAUGGUGGUGAACGGUUUCGUGAACGUGGUCAUAACCACGAUAGAGAGGAGAUUCGGUUUGAGGUCGUCUCAGACAGGGUUGAUAGCAGGCGGAUACGACAUAGCCAGUUUCCUUACCCUCGUUCCAGUCAGCUUCCUAGGAGGACGCUCGAAAGCGUCGAAACCGAGGUACAUAGGAAUAGGUGUUCUAGUCUUAGGCUUAGGAAGUCUCCUUUUCGCAUCCCCUCAUUAUAUUGCUGGGCCAUACAGGGGUGGGCAACAGUCGGAAAAUAUUUGUCAAAGGGUGACGAAUACAUCCUCUCGUUCGCUAUCUUGUAGCGGAUCAGUGGGCCAAAUAGACCAAGAACCAUACAGUGGAUUGUACUUAAGUAUCUUUCUGAUAGCUCAACUUCUGCAUGGGGCUGGCUCCGCUCCUUUUUAUACGCUUGGUGUUACGUAUCUAGAUGAGAACGUGUCGAAGAAGAUGUCCUCUGUGUACGUAGGAAUUUUCUACACAAUGGCCAUAAUAGGACCUGCAUUAGGAUACGUGGUUGGAGGUGAAUUGUUGAAGCUCUAUACAGAUUUUAUCACCGUGGAUCCAUCAAAGAUUGGCUUAACACCAAACAGCAACGUAUGGGUGGGAGCAUGGUGGAUAGGUUUCCUAGCGGCUGCAGUUUUAUGUUUCAUAAUCGCUAUACCCAUCUUAGCGUUUCCAGCAGCUUUGCCUGGUUCAGAGAAAUUGGCUAAAGAGAGGGUGUCAGAGGCGCACCAAAGGAGCACCAGAAAGCAAUCGUCCUCGAGCGAUCGAGGAGAGGCAUUCUCGAAAAUACGAGAACUGCCUCGCGCCCUGACCGAUCUGCUCGGUAAUCCUGGCUUUUUCAUGUUAAAUCUGGCAGGUGCCAGUGAAGGAUUGCUUAUCGCCGGUUUCGCCGCUUUUCUCCCCAAGCUGAUCGAAAAUCAAUUCAACGUCAGCGCUAGUUCCGCCGCGUUACUAAUGGGUUUGGUGACUGUACCUGCAGGCGGUGGAGGUACCUUCCUCGGUGGUUACCUCAUAAAGCGUUUUAAUUUGCCCUGUUCGGGCAUUUUAAAGUUCUGUCUACUAGCCACCGCGUCCUGCAUCGCCUUCACUUUGUGCUUCGUUCUGAAUUGUCCGAAUUUAAACUUCGCAGGGGUCACUAUACCUUAUUCGAAUCAGACCAAAAAAACUUUUUCAUUGGAUAACACGUGCAAUAAUGGCUGCGGCUGCUCGAGAUCAGAGUUCAGUCCAAUAUGCGGAGUUGAUGGAAUCACGUACUAUUCCCCUUGUCACGCAGGAUGUUAUCAAGGAAUGCGACUAAAUAACGUCGAAAUAUAUACAGACUGCACAUGUAUACGAGCACCACCAAUGAAUCUAACUACUGCAGAUAGUGUGAUUAGUUACGAGGCAAUAAACACUACUUGCAGCACAUCGUGCUCUUAUUUAUGGCCCUUUAUCGCUCUAGCAUUUUGCAACAUGUUUAUAACCUUUCUUUGCACGAUGCCCGCACUUUCUGCGACACUUCGCGUUGUUCGAGACGAUCAAAGAUCGUUUGCCUUAGGUAUACAAUGGAUCAAAGUUAGAAUUCUAGGCACAAUACCAGCACCUAUGGUGUUCGGUGCUCUUAUAGAUGAAACAUGCAUUUUAUGGAACAAAACUUGCGACGGCGAAGGAUCCUGCCUCGUUUAUGAUAACUUAUAUAUGAGCAGAUAUAUGCUAGCAUUAGCUUUCAUCGGCAAAGCAGCAUCCCUUCUUUUCUUUUUCCUGGCUUGGUGGACUUAUAUUCCUCCAGGAAGUAGAAGAGUUGCACAAAAUUCGCGGGAAGAGCCCACAACAACAUUUGUGUUAAACGACACUCAGCACGAAGCGCCAAUCACACCAGCUACAAUAAAUCCUAUAAUUGAUCCGUAAAGAAAAAUCUAGCAUUCUAAUUAUAUUAUCUUAAAAAUAUCACGAAUAAUCACUAUUUAAUAAGAACUUUUAAUGUUUGCUAAACUUACCAAAAGAAAUAAUCGAAGAAAUGAAUUUCAAAGAAAUUUCUACGUACACUCUCACUCCACUGAAACUAGAUGACACUAUGUGCUAGUCUAUUAAAUCGAGUAUCGAUACUGCGACAUCUAUCUUCUUCGAUUUGAUAGGUACUUUUUUAAUGGAGGGAUAUUUAAAAAAUAUUUCAUUAUUUAAAUAUAUAAUUAUCCAUUUUUAAUAAAAUUUUAUUUAUAGUUUAUUGUAAAAUAAUUAUUAAAAAAUUGAAAUGUAAAUGGAAUAGAUAGAUAUUUAUUUAAUACUUUUAUUCAUUAAUAUAAUCGUUUAUAACAGGAGGAAAUGAUUUCAUUUCUCGGAUAAUUUAUAGGGAAAUUUAUAAAAAGCGUGAUUAUUUAUUAUUGUUGUAAUGUUAAGUAAAAAAAUAUUUGCACAGAAAUGACGUAUAUAAAUAAGUAAUAUAAGUAAUAUAAAAGUAAACUAAAUUGUGAAAUCAAUGAAACUCGAGUGAAGUUAUUUAUUUCGAGAGUUGUUGAUUCAUAAAAUUGUAGAUACAUUUAUACGAUUUGCUAUAAGUAGAAUAUUUCGUAUAAGAGCUAUCACUGCCAAUUGUAAAGAUCGUAACAUUGUUUUUAAUAUCAAUAAUCUCGUUUUUUAACGAGAGAAUUAUAAAUACCAAUUAUGAGAUAUAAUGGGCAAGUGCACUUGUAGUCCUUUUCGAUAUUUAUUAUUACUUCCCAAUGGAAUAUUUCAUUUAUGAAAUUACGAUUUUAUAUGAUAUCAAUAAGAAUAAAAGAAUAAUGGAUAAACAUUUGCUUAAUAUAUUACUACGCUUUCUGUAUUGUUCUAUAAAAAUUAAUAAUUGCAGUUAAUUAUUGUAUCAAAAAAGACUAUUAUGAUUAAAUAGAAUUAUAGAACAAUACAAUAUUGUCCGGUAUUAUAUGAUCUGAAUGUAUUUUCAAUUUGUGUGACAUCUUGUAAUUGUAUUCUUAAUAUUAACUGAUUGUCAAUUAAAUUCAAAAAAUGUAUUUAUCACAAAAGAUAAUCAAUGUUUAAGAUAAAAAAAGAAAUUAUUCUACAUGUUCAUCUUAUUUAUGCAAUAUAUAAUUGUUAUGUGACUAGCUAAAUUAUUAGUAGCACAGAAAUUUCUCUGGAAAACAUUGUUUUUUCAUAGAAUUGAUAUCAUAUUUGUAUAAUGUUAUUGCUUGUAUAAAGACGAUUAUCUAUUAUCUAAAAAAGAAAAAAAAAUAGAUCAAGUUUUAUUGUGAAUUGAUAUUUAUAAUAGUAUAUAUAAUUAUAUAUAAUUAUAGAUACACAUAGUUGCAAGUUUUGGUAGCAUAUCCUAGCAUAUCCUAUUCACAAGUUGAAUAAAAAAUAUAUUACUUUGGGAAAUUUUAUAUAUUAAAAUUUGAUAUGUCAUAUUUAAGAAAAUGUUUUUUCAAGUUUAAUGCAUAAACUAAGAAAGGAAAAUGGGAAAAAACUAUAUAUUAUUUUGAUAUCAUAACUUAAUAAAUUGAAUUAUACCAAAGUAGAUAUUAUCGAUAUUUACUUAAAAAUUGUGAAUGUCUGAUUGUACAAAUUUUAUCAUUUGAUUAUAAGAGAAUUGAAACAUUUAAAUGUUAAAAAAUUAUAUCAUUUCUUAUGAAUAUUUGUCACAAUAAAAAUGCGGCGAUCAAAAUAGAAAUGCAUGAAAUAUUUGUGCUAAUAAAGUACAUGGCUGUAUGAAAUGUCAUUUAUAUUGCUUUGAUAUGAAAAAUUUUGUGCGAUUUGUAAUUGUAAUUAUUUUUGUUAUAAAAUAUUGAUAUGUUAAACACGUGUAUUAUACGUGUCGCUAAUAAAAAGUUAGUGAAAUAUGUUAA
Messenger RNA from Apis cerana (Asiatic honeybee), 7390 nucleotides. RefSeq names its product Organic anion transporting polypeptide 26F (gene Oatp26F). Gene Ontology annotation, cellular component: basolateral plasma membrane. Lineage: Eukaryota; Metazoa; Arthropoda; Insecta; Hymenoptera; Apidae. Gene Ontology annotation, molecular function: protein binding. The record is from RefSeq and is a predicted model, not a curated record. Gene Ontology annotation, biological process: sodium-independent organic anion transport; transmembrane transport.